Penicilliopsis zonata CBS 506.65 is the source of this 744-nucleotide messenger RNA. RefSeq lists its product as hypothetical. The coding region runs from base 1 to 744 and encodes 247 amino acids. The record is from RefSeq and is a predicted model, not a curated record. NCBI's taxonomy places the organism in Eukaryota, Fungi, Ascomycota, Eurotiomycetes, Eurotiales, Aspergillaceae. The transcript has 3 exons.
AUGGCCACCUUAGUUUCUAACCAGGAGCGUGAAGCUAUCUGGUCAAAGCUGCCUACUCUUCGAGUAGGUGGGAAAUGUUUGACCAAAGCGUCAAGACAGGACAAGUGCAAGCUUCACAAGUCACAAGUCACAGAGUGGCCAAACUUUGCCCAGGCACCAGAGAUUUAUCCUAUUGCUAACGAGGCAGGCUUGACUGGAAGGUGGGUGAACAAUGUCGCCGUCGUGGUCAAUACCAUCACAGGCCAGUUGGGGCUCCCGGAAUUUUCUGAUUACCAGCUUGGGAAAGAUGAGCCUAAGGACUGCAGCAUUGGGGCGUACCCCGACAUCAUCCUUCUUGAAAGGGGGUCGAAGACUGUGAUGGUUGGGGAAUUCAAAACCCCGUGGACAACUAGACUUUGCAAUCCCAACGCGGAAGAUUUUGAGAAACUAUGGGAUCUCUCUCAGUUCACUCCUAAUGAGACAACAGGACAAAUCACAUCUUACAUGGAUAGGUGCCAUUGCCGCUAUGGGAUCCUAUCUACGUACAAUGAGACCAUAUGUAUCCGCAGGAAGGAUGAUUACCUCUUUGAGGCCUCACGAGUCAUCAACCAUAGCCAUUACUCCCUUCCUACAAGAACUGGCCAUAGCACUAUCAUUAGCACCCGUGAGGCAAUGCUGUAUAUGGCGUAUGUUUCUGGGAAUGGGGAGCGCGACUCCAACUAUCCUGCCAGAGUUGGCAAUCUUUAUGUAUGCAUGCUACUAUAA